UGUGUGUGGCAGCGUCUCCAUGGUGACGGGGCUGUUCCCGGGGAGGCUGUGAUGGGUUGACAGGUGCGUGACAGUCGGAGCUCUCUGCAGGCAUGUACGGCAAAGGCAAGAGCAACAGCAGCGUCCCGUCCGACAGCCAGGCCAGGGAGAAAUUAGCAUUGUACGUAUAUGAAUAUCUGCUCCAUGUAGGAGCACAGAAAUCUGCCCAGACAUUUUUAUCAGAGAUAAGAUGGGAAAAAAACAUCACACUGGGGGAGCCCCCAGGAUUCUUGCACUCCUGGUGGUGUGUAUUUUGGGAUCUCUACUGUGCAGCUCCAGAAAGACGAGAAACAUGUGAGCAUUCAAGUGAAGCAAAAGCCUUUCAUGACUAUAGUGCUGCAGCAGCUCCCAGUCCAGUGCUAGGAAACAUUCCCCCAGGAGAUGGCAUGCCAGUAGGUCCUGUACCACCGGGUUUUUUUCAGCCUUUCAUGUCCCCUCGGUACCCUGGAGGUCCAAGGCCACCUUUAAGAAUACCCAAUCAGGCACUUGGAGGUGUCCCAGGAAGUCAGCCAUUAUUGCCUAGUGGGAUGGACCCAACACGGCAGCAAGGGCAUCCAAACAUGGGUGGGCCAAUGCAGAGAAUGACUCCUCCAAGAGGAAUGGUUCCUUUAGGACCACAGAACUAUGGAGGUGCAAUGAGACCCCCACUGAAUGCUUUAGGUGGCCCGGGGAUGCCUGGAAUGAACAUGGGUCCAGGGGGUGGUAGACCUUGGCCAAACCCAACCAAUGCCAAUUCUAUACCUUAUUCUUCAGCAUCUCCUGGGAACUAUGUAGGUCCUCCGGGAGGUGGAGGGCCACCAGGAACACCCAUCAUGCCUAGUCCAGCAGAUUCAACCAACUCUGGAGACAACAUGUACACUUUAAUGAAUGCAGUACCACCUGGACCCAACAGACCUAAUUUUCCAAUGGGGCCAGGGUCAGAUGGACCUAUGAGUGGACUGGGUGGAAUGGAUUCACAUCAUAUGAAUGGAUCAUUAGGCUCAGGAGACAUGGACAGUAUUUCCAAAAACUCUCCCAGUAAUAUGAGCAUGAGUAAUCAGCCUGGCACUCCCAGGGAUGACGGUGAGAUGGGUGGAAACUUCCUAAACCCUUUUCAGAGUGAGAGUUACUCCCCUAGCAUGACAAUGAGUGUGUGAUCCGUUACCAAGUCUCCUAAUGAAGACCACAGUGAGUUGGCCCUCUUCAGAGAGCUACUACAGAAGAAAAUUAUUCGUCCCAGUGUACAGUUUAACAAAAGGAUCUCAGAUACAAUCAGACCCACCAUUUUUUUUCUACCAUCUCCCCAGUUUUGUCAAGAAAGUGGGUCCCAAACAUGCUUGAGACAACUGUAAAGAGUGGCGUAACAGAACUGCCCAAGAUGGAACUGCAAACAAUUAUCUGUGUAUGUACAUGUAUGGGUUGGUGUAUAUGUGUGUGUGUGUGUGAUAUAGAAAUACACACAUACAUAUAUAGGCCUGCAGGACAUUGUAAAAUAUUAUCACAUGGCAUCUUAAGUAGAAAUGAGAAGUAGGGACUUCUAUUCCAUCUUUUUUUUCACGUUUACAUUUUAAUUAUUAAAAUUUGCUUUCCCUCUCCCCUCCUGAAUUGUUUUAUGUUGCAUAUAUCACUGCUUUAUAAGUUAUUUUUUAAGGUGAACUCAAAUGAUAAAUUCUUCUGAUUUUGUAAAUGUCUGCCAUUAUGGAUAGGAAUAAAAUUGCUUAUAAGAGCUUUCAUUAACUUGUGUUUGAUACCAGUUACCCUGUGAAUCACAAACUGUACUGUCUCAAGAAAUAGAAGAAAGCUCAUCUUAAUUUUUUGGAGAAAUUUAAUAAUUCUCACCUAGUUUGGUGAUUUUUUUUUUAUACUUUGCCUUUAAAAAAGAAGCACUGAAGAUUAUUUUUCUUCUUUAAUUGAAGCCUAAUACCUGCAAUAUCUAUUUUAAAUGGAAGCCUGAAUUUGAUACAAGCUUCUCAGUUUAUAUAGAGUACUAUAAGGUUACUGUAAGUGAGCUCCAGUUGCUGUAGAAUCUAGCAAUAAAGUGUCAGGGCUUCUUCUGCCCUUGGAAAAGAGUUUUCUAUUUAGCAUGAUCUUCCAUAGGGGUGGUAGUUAGUGGAAAUACAGUAGAGUCCUUAUUCCUGAAACCUCUUCUAACAAUUUACCAUUAUGUUUCCCCUUUUUUAUGAUUCUCAGCUGAAUCAUAACAAUCCGCAGUCCUGAUUGUAAACAGCAUCUCUCAAGCCCAUGCAGAAAAUCAGAUCACCCUGGUAUUUUGUAUUUUUACUAGGUUUACCAGAAUAACUCCCCCAAAACUUUCCAGUAAGCAGUCAUUUCUGUGAACCAGAAUGACUGUGUGAACAUUUUAUGACUACUAGCCUUGUGGAGGUCCUGUCUUUUGCCACAGAUUGAAGAGAAACAAAGGUCUGAGCCAUUUUAUAAGGAGGUCAAUGUAUUGGACAUGAAAGCUUGGGAUAGAAUCGAGAAAAGGCAUAUGGCCCUAAGAAAAGGCUUCUAGAAGCAGUCCCCGGUCUCCUCAAGCAAAGCUCGAAAACCCAUAUUACAGUAAAUUUAGUUUCUAAUGACUUGCAGCUCCCCCAAGAAAACGAAAGUUUGCAAUUGUGUAGUGGUCAAAAGGUUGAUGGUCAGCACUGUGAGUACAAAGUGACUGAACUAAAAUUCAUGCCACAGAUAAACAGUAAAGUUCUUACCUUGGACUUUGCAUACAAAAGAGCCACUUACAUAGAGGAAACAGUUCUGAGAUAUGGUAUGUCCAUGCAGUCUAAGGAGAUUUUUUUCAUGAAAUUGUGAUGAAGAAGUUCAUGUAAUAGCUAAUUGUGAAGGUAGAUGCAUGUAACUGGAUAUGUAAGGAGUACUACAAUCUCCUCGCUCAUUUUUAUUUUUAUAUAUAAUAUAUAUAUAUGAAAAUAAAAAGAUGUAAUACUUUUAUUCUCUUGUUAGGACUAUUCAAAGAAGAAAUUCUUGGAGACAGACACUUAUUUAAAAUUAUGUUAGACUGUCGAAGAUUUUGGUAACAUUAAUUUGUUAAUAAUAACUACUUUGAUCAGUUGUAAUCAUAAACUAAAUAGUCAUUAUAUGGUUUUUUUUGACUUUGUUCCCAGUGAUUAUGAAGGUUGAAUUCAUUUGCCUAUCGUUGGAAAACAGUUUGUUGCUGUCUCAAGACAUGACAGAAGCCCCUACUAUUGAUUUGAUUUAUAAAAAGAUAAAAUCAGAUCUCAGUUCCUGAGAUCCUGGACUUGACUGUCGUCACUAAUACCAUUGGUUUCAGUGGCUAUGUCUCCAGUACACUUCAGCUUCUUUCAUGAAUAAUGCAAAGUUCAGGUGUCCUUGCAGUCUACAUUUGGCAUGUAUGUUAUCCUUGUUCAUAGCCUUCUAAGAAGGACCUCAGGACUCUUUUCUGCCCAGUUUCAGUCAUAUGAUGUCACUGCAACUGGACUAAGAUAGAUGAAUAUGUCUGGACUAUGCAUCAGGUGCUAAAGCCCAUUCACACACCAGGUAAGUGUGCCCUUGAGUGAGCUCUUAAACUGUAAGUGUGUUUUGGGUCUGUUGUGUCCCUAAGGGAAAACCCUGCACUGUCCAAGCCAAGCCAGGGCACUCCUGCAGACAUGUAGCAUGGCCAGGGACCACGUGGCAACUGGCCUUCAUGGCAUCACUGAGGGCCCUCUUACAUGACAGCCUGCAUGCAGCCUCUGGAGCUUCUCACUCUGGCAAAAUUAAGCAGAACUAGGGUUUAGUAUCAACUAGAAAUUGAAAUUUUUUUCUUCUUGAAUUUGACAUCUGCAAUAGUUUAGCUUCUAGGCACCUGUUAAGGAAAAAGUGUGACCAUUAAAUUAAAAACUGUGCAAAUAGGAGUGCAGAAAUAAGAGUCCCUUUAAAUGAAACUGCCAACACAUGUUGAAUAUUAUUAUCAAAAUAUGUUAUCCUAAUUUAAGUAUUCCUUUCAGGUGCAUAAUUUUUCUUCUGUGAUUCUUUUGAACUCCCCUCUAUGUAUUUUUUCUUACUGCCAGCAUAUCUUUGUUUCCCCUUUCCUUUUCAAAACAUUUAUAUUAAAUUAAACGUGGUUGCAUUGAUCUUGCAGCGUUAAUCUCAGCAAAAAUAUUGCUGGCUUUAAAAGGAACAGUGUUGGGCCCUGCUUCUUGUAGGCUAUCAUUCUACACCCUGAUAUUGCAAGUUACUAUAUAUGUCCAGCACUUUUCAUACCUAGGUAGCCCCACAGACUCGUGGGAUAAAUAUGUAAAUGUUUGCAAAAUCUUAGAUUUGGGAGAUCUGCUUGAAUACUCAGUGCAUAUCUUAUUAUUAGAAAUUUUAUCAGAUAUAGGUAUGCCUAAUCACCUUGCUUUUUGUAGGGAAUGAACCUGUGCUUACAUACAUCGGUAAAGUGAUUUACAUGCAUGUUGGUAAGAUCGGGUGAUUAUUAACCAUACAUAGGUUCUGCAGCUGAACCAUAGAAAACAAUCUUACAUACUAAAUACUGAACUUACUAUGAGUAUUCCUUUAGUUUUUAAAUUUGUAUAAAGCCUUUUGUUUGUUCAUUUGUUUUCUUUCUUUUGCCUGUAAAUCCUUACAGGAUUUUUAUCAUAUAUAGGAGUAUUAGUAUGGAAAGAAAGAUUAUUUGCAAGCACUAAAUUUUUACUCCCACUUGCGUUUCUAUUGCACUAGGUAUCAAUGUGUAAUGUAACUGCUAUUUACUUCCAUGCUUAUGCAACAGCACUGUUGAUAAUAUCAGAACUUGUCCAGCUCUGAGAAAAAUAUUAAUGUAAGUGAUGCAGAAUAGUUUUUCCACAGUGGGCUUUUAGAUAGAUUUCUGUCUUUAAUAUAGAAAUAAAUAGAUCAUGAUCCUCUAAAUGGGUCUUUCAAGCAAAUUUAAAGUAAGGCUUUUUAAAACAAGUGAUAAAGUCUUAGAAUAGCAGAAAUAGCAGAAUAAUGGAUCUCUCUUACUGUAAAAACUCUGGCAAAAAUUCUGGCUUUGUAGAAAUCAGCUGAAGUUCUGAUACACUUCAAUGAAACAAAUAUUUUACUUGCUGUAUAAAUCCAUGAAAAGGAGUAUUCAUAUCCAGAUUUUAUUUCCAUAUGUAAGUCUUGCAGAAGCAAGAACAGGGGGUAGGGCAAGCAAAAAGCUGUAUGAAUCACAGAUAAAACAUGUGGCCUGACAUGUGCAUUAAAAAAAUACUUUGAUAUUUGUAUAUACAGGUUUCAUUAUUUUAUUAAUUGCUUGAGCAUGUGGAAGAACUGCAGUUGAACACGGUGUUCUUCCCCCUUCAUUGCAGAGUGAAUUUGGUGCAUGUGAAAAACAUUGCAAUAACCUUGAGUCUAGUCUUUGACACACCUUUCACUGUCCAGUGGACUGUGCAUCAAGCUUGACUAGGAGUGACUGGCUUUUCAAAGUGACAGAACAGGUCAGCAUCCAGAUCAGUAAGUCGUCAUUCAGUCUGCUGAAUGCCACUAUUGCCAAUUUUUAUUUAGAAGCUUUCUGAUUAGAUCCUAGACCACCUAUGUAUUAUGUAUUCAGAUACAAUAACAAGUCUCAGACUUAACAGCCUGCUCCCAUUUUGAUUUACAAAAUAUAAGGUUAAAAGCACCAUAUCCCAUGACUAGUCACAUGAAGACAUCCAGCCAUCACUCUCCCUUUAAAACACAACGGGAAGUAUGUAGACUGAUUAUUUAAUUUAAAUAAUUCAAAUUAGGAAGUGAAUGGAAGCUUGCUUCUUUAUGGAUAGCAAUUUAGAAUCUCUGCAUCAGAAGGAUAGCUUCUUGAACUGGCUAAAAAUCAUUUGAAUUUUCCCCUGCUCUGUGGUUAGCAAAUGAAAUACUGCAUGUAAAGAGGAUUUGGAAUUAGAUGGGUAAUUUAAUGAGGGACCAGCUGUUACAAUAUUCAGUGUUGUACAUUUUAUUCUUUUUUCCAUUACUAUUUAAAAUGAAUUUUCAGCUGAUAAAUGUUGCAUUGAUUUCUAUUUCUCAGAUCAGUUAAUUAUUUUUAAGUAUUAUCUCCUGCUCCUAGACAUCUCUGGUUCUUUGUUGUUGUUGUUGCUGAAUAUGGGCUGAAUUCUUCAAGAUUUGACCCUACACAUUUGCAUUUGGAGAAUAUCAUAAAAUAGAGUUUAAUGAUUAAAAAAGAUCAGUAUAGGUAUUUUUCUUUAAUUCACUAUAAGGGAUGGUACAGGGCUUCUGUUCCAAACAAUCUUAGGUUUGGGUGGGCCCCAUGGAUGAGGAUUUUGAUAAAGCACGUCUUUCAAAUAAAAACCAAAAAACUCCUACUACAGUGACAGCUCAUUUCUCUUCAAACAAACUGAUCACACUAAGGAUCUAAUUCAGGAUUAAAUGGUAUGAAACAACUAUAAAAAUUCAGUGCACUCAAAUAUAAAUGAGAUAGAUUUAAAAUUUAAGUGUGCAGCUUCCUCUGCUUUCCAGACAUUAUUGGCUUGGUCCUGUAAACUGCUGUUCAUACCAGUUGUCCUACUGAAAUUUUGAUGAAACCACUAGCAUAAGGUCAUUCUUUGCAGGAUUUCACCCUGAACUGGACAAAACAGUGUAUUUGAAGUGUGACUUCAUUGGCAGAUAUAUACACUAGACUGAAACACAAAAGGUGUGUUGAAAUUUUAAAAAUGAUGUUUCAACCUGAAAAACAGAGGGAAAAAGUCGUAACUGAUCUAAAAUAUUGCUUUGAAUGCAUGCAUGCAGAUUAUCUGCCAGUGCUAUCAUCUUGGAAACAAAUUACAGCAACAAAUUAAGAGUACAUCAAUGGACCAUCUACUCAGACAGCACAUUGAAACACGUUCACGUUUGUUUGAAAUAAAGCUUAUACAUGUUUAAUUUUAAGCAUAUUUUAAGAACACGAGUAGGUUUUUUCAGAACAGUGGGACCGCUAAUAUGCUUGAACAGUGUUUGAGCAUGGACAGUCUAGAAGCUCAAAUUAAGUCUUCCCUAAACAGACAUUUUCUUUUCUUUUCUUUUCUUUCAUUUUUAAGAUUUUACCAGUGCAGGAGCAUGUUUAUGUAUUGAUAGUAUUGAUAUGUGGAACAGAUUUGGCUUUCUUCUGUUUCUUAUUUUGUUAGAGCAUUGUUCACUAUUACAUGAACUAUUUUUGUGAACUUGUCCUUCAUCUUGUUUUAAAUUGUGCAGUCAUAAUUUCCCUCAACAUAGCUAAUGGCAUUGCAACCUUAGUCCAGACUUCUGUUUGGUCACUGUUCUUCAUUUAAGCUUAAAAUAUGUAAGGAAGCCUCUCAUGUAAUGGGAAAACUUGCCAUAAAAAUGUAUAAAGGUUUUCUUGGGUACAUGUUUUCACAUUUAAUAAAAAUACAAUUUUCAUUUAUAA
Molecule: messenger RNA, 7345 nt
Organism: Dromaius novaehollandiae (emu)
Lineage: Eukaryota; Metazoa; Chordata; Aves; Casuariiformes; Dromaiidae
Product: single-stranded DNA-binding protein 2
Exons: 17
Coding region: 93-1175 (360 amino acids)
Biological process (GO): positive regulation of transcription by RNA polymerase II
Cellular component (GO): nucleus
Molecular function (GO): protein binding; single-stranded DNA binding
Source: RefSeq, a predicted model, not a curated record